AACAGCAGAUCAGGAUUGUUACUUUAUGAAGCUUUCAAUUCAUUUGAUCUAGCCACAGCUUACAACCACCAUUUAGAGAAUGUCUUGAUGAAAUCAAUAGCUGUAGAGAGAGACUUUAAGAACAAAGUGUCUCUUCGUAGUAAAAUGUCUGGACUUUUGGCUCUACAAGAAGAGGUGUAUGGCUUUUCUGUACUUUUAGACAAACUUAUUGACUUGCGUACCUCUGAUACUUUAGAAUGCUUAGUGAAGAAAAAACUUCCGAGCCUAAUAUCACUGAAAGAGCUGAAAGUAAAGAUUUGCUUUUUGAAGAAACAUUUCAGAUUGAAUGAGCUUCAUAGCAUAUUUGGAGAUUUUAAUUCAGGCUCUAUACCUUCAGAUGGACAUAUUUUAGCUACAAUUUUAGGCUUGAACCCUGAAUUGGGAGAUUUGAUUGAUAACUCUGUUUCACCUAGGAGAAAAGACCAGGAUUACUUUUAUGACCUAGUAAAAAUUUUGGAAACUAAAGAUCAAAACACUGAAUACGAUCCUGAAGUAAAAGGAACUACUGGGAUGUGUAAGAGCUUAACUCUUUUAGGUUUUACAAAAGAACGAUCCGAGGCAAUUGCAAAAAACAUUUCUGAGGACAUUGUUGACCUACAGACACCUUUGUAUUGGGCAGUGAGUUAUUUGGAGAAUGAAUUGAUGCAUCAUCCACUUUUAUCUGAAAUCGCAAAAUUUCCUUAUUCAGAGCAAAAAACUGAUGUUUGGUUUAAAGAAAACAUUUCAACACAACGUGCCGGAGCAAGUAAUUCUAACGCCUCAGCAAACAUAAACGUGUUUAACUGCACUGGGAAAAAUGAAGAGAGUCCAAAACUAAUUCAAGACUUUCUCAAGAAAGUCAAAGAAGAAGAUGGAGAAAGUAAGCUGUUUUACCAUGGAACAACCCAUCUAAAUGCUCAAUCAAUUAUUAACAGUGGCAUUAUUCUAACAAAAGGAAAACAAGGUAACGAUUUCUCUAGUGGCGAUGGCUUUUACCUAUUCGAAGAAUUUCAAUAUGCUGAGGAGUGGGUUAGAGACAAAAUGACCUACUAUGCGGUUCUGGUGUUCAAAGUCAAACAAGAUUUUGUAAAUGCCGAUUUGAAAAAUGGUCUUGACGUCAGUAAUGAUAAAACAGUCUGGCUACAAAUCGUUGAUUACUGUCUAAGCGGCUAUAGAGAUAAGAGUAAUAAAAAAAUAAUAAAAGAUAAAGCAUUCAUAAGAGGUCCCACCAGCGCUUGGGGCGCAAAGAAAGGUAUAUCCGGCUUUGGACGUGGCAAAGUCCAGUUUUGCAUACGGGACGAGAAAUAUUCAGAUGAGUUUGGUCGUCUAGAAAACAUUUGUUGUGCCAUUUUUUAUUCGAAAUAAUAGUGUUUGUAAUUUUAAGAAAUUUAACUUCAUAAAUAUAACUUCAUCAAUAUAAUCAUAAAUAUAAAUUUAUGAAUAAAAGUUCAUAACUAUAACUUCAUCAAUACGCUAUGUUGUGUUCCUGAAAUAUAUACUUGUUAUUUGAUUCAUAUGAAAAUACAAACUAUUAGAUGCUAUUUGUAUUAUUAAAUAAGGUUUACUAGUUAUAUUUGUCCUAAACUAAAACUAUAGUUCGCUGUGAUUGUAUCAGUGGCGUAGCUAGGAAUGUGACCGGGGGGGGGCGGCUUGACUUCUUUUGGAGCGUAUUAUUUAAUAUUUAAUGUAAAAAAUAGUGUUUGAACACUUAUUUGGAGAACCCCUAAAAUGGGGUUGUGGGGACCCGGGAAGAUUUUCAAAUUCUUUCCCCCUCCCCUCCCACCAUAGCUACGCCACUGGAUUGUAUUGUAUUUGGCAAUUUAUAUUUUGUUUAAAUAGUCAAUAUAAUCUAAGUAGAAUGGAUAUUUUAAUCGUUGGCCCUUGUAAUCAUUUUGUGUGAGCUUUGUAAUUAUUUUAUUGUUUUUACAUUUUGAAUAAACUUUUUUUGUAAACCAA
Messenger RNA from Biomphalaria glabrata, 1974 nucleotides. RefSeq lists its product as uncharacterized. The record is from RefSeq and is a predicted model, not a curated record. Lineage: Eukaryota; Metazoa; Mollusca; Gastropoda; Planorbidae. The transcript is spliced from 2 exons. The coding region runs from base 88 to 1383 and encodes 431 amino acids.